AUGAAUGUAAUGGAAUUUCUUCUCACUCUUAUGGUUUGGGGAGUUCUCGAAGACGACCCUGAACCAGAACAACAACAACAACAAAAUACAUCAAGCGAAUCCCAAACGGACCAGCCAGCAUUAGUAGUGGUUGAAGACUCUGGAGAUGAAGUUGAAGAGAAAGUAAAGAAAGGUGUUGAUGUUAUUACCCCGGCUUUUGGAUUACUUACAAUUAUGGAUGACAUAGCAGAAGAUAAAAUGGAUGAGGAACAAAUUGAAGAUGAAAUUAAUAUAGAUACAAGCGAAAAAAUCCUACGAAUUACUCAAGACGAUAAACCUUUGGAUUGGACUGUUGAACCAGAAAAUCCUUUUCGUGAGCCUACGCCACCAACGGCAACAAAACAAAAUGAAGAUUUUCAACCUAAAAGGCCAACUAUAUCUACAUCAUUACGUUCGAAGACAAAUUUGCCUGUUCCAUUAAUUGAGUAUCUUUGCCAACUUCGAAAUUGUUCGUUCAAGGAACUACAUGUAUUAUUCCAUAAUCUUGAUGCUCGACGUGAAAUUAUUGAACAUUUACGACAAAGUGUGCAGUUACGGACAUCUCAUCUAAAACCAACUUGUCGCAAUUUUAUUGUACAUUGUCAUGAUCUUACAGUGCAAUCAGCAAGUAUUGUUCCAGCAAUGAGUGGUUAUUUGGGCAUAACUGUCCGCGGAUAUUAUUAUGUAAAGCAUAAUUUCAAACUUUGUCAUCCGUAUCUACCUUGUAUUAUCGAGUUUGGUGGAGGACAUCAUCGAUCAUUUUACCCUCUUGAAGUCCUUUGUCAAGUAAAUAUUAUGCAAAUCUAUAAUUGUACAGUUGUAUUUAAACUCUUUAAGAACAACGUUAAAUUUUCUUCAGAAAAUUAUUUAAAGCUUGCAAGAUUUGGAAUUAACACUGAAUAUAAUCCAAAAAGAUUCCAUUCGAUAAUUAUGCGACUAAGACACAAAGGCAAUAAAACAACGGCGGCACUAAUAUUUCAAUCAGGAAAAGUCGUCUUAACAGGCGUGCCUACUCCAGAAUUAGCAAAUGAAACGGCAUGGAGAGUUGUGAAAAGUAUUAGAGCUUCCAAUAAUGCGGCAGGAAAUUUUCAGAAAAUUGGAAUUUAUAAUCUUUUUGUCACGAAUAUUGUUGGGGCCUACAGACACGAACAUAAACUAGCAAUUGAAAAAUUAUUUAAACAACUUCGACAUCAAAAUAUGAAAGCCAAUUACGACCCAACAAUUUUUCCUGCGCUACGUUUCAAAAUAGGUAUGGAAGAACGAGAUGGAGAAGUAUCGUGCCUAUGUUACAUCUCAGGACGUGUGAUACUAACAGGAAUAAAGUCUAUUCAUGAAAUGAAACAUGUUUUUAACAAUGAUAUUUUACCUAAAAUUAAACAAUUUCCACGAACAUAA
Molecule: messenger RNA, 1413 nt
Organism: Meloidogyne enterolobii
Lineage: Eukaryota; Metazoa; Nematoda; Chromadorea; Rhabditida; Meloidogynidae
Source: the annotation of a GenBank genome assembly